ACCCCCCAGCGCCAGUGGUACAUACACUGCACACUGCCAGAGGUUCGCUCGCUCCUCCGUCUCCUCCCUCCUCCCACUACACCACACCACGCUCCCUACCUCGCCGUCGCCGGUCCUCGCCAUGGACGCCGCCGCGAUGGAGUCCCUCAUCCUGGAGCUGCACGCGGUGGAGGCCUACAAGUUCGGCGCCUUCGUGCUCAAGUCCGGCAUCACCUCCCCGAUCUACCUCGACCUGCGCGUGCUCGUCUCCCACCCGCGCCUCCUCUCCCGCGUCGCCGCGCUCCUCGGCUCCCUCCCCUCCACGCGCCCCUACGGCCUCCUCUGCGGCGUCCCCUACACGGCCCUCCCCUUCGCCUCCGUGCUCUCCGUCGCCCGCAGCAUCCCCAUGAUCCUCCGCCGCUACCACGAGACCGGCGCCGGCGCCCCUCCCGCCAUGCGCACCCAGGGCUCCUUCCGCGCCGGGGACACCGUGCUCAUCGUCGAGGACCUCGUCACCAGCGGCGCCUCCGUGCUCGAGACCGUCGCGCCGCUCCGGGACGAGGGGCUCGUCGUCGCCGACGCCGUCGUCGUCGUCGACCGCGAGCAGGGCGGGAGGGAGAACCUCGCGGCGAACGGGGUCACGCUGCACUCGCUCAUGACGCUCACCGAGGUGCUCGCCGUGCUCGUCAGCCACGGCAAGGUCACCCGGGAGAAGGCCGCAGAGGUGAAGCGCUUCCUGGAUGCCAACAGGAAGGUCUUGGUGCCGGCGGAGCCCAAGGUGGUGCCGGCCAGGACGGCGUUCGCCGAGAGGGCGAGGCUGGCCAAGAACCCGGUGGGGAGGAAGCUGCUCGAGGUCAUGGAGGCAAAGCAGAGCAACCUCUGCGUCGCCGCCGAUGUUACAACAGCAAAGGAACUCCUUGAGCUAGCCAACAAGGUUGGUCCAGAGAUUUGCAUGCUGAAAACCCAUGUGGAUAUCUUGUCUGAUUUUACACCAGAUUUUGGUGCCAAGCUCCGUUCGAUUGCUGAAGAGCACAACUUUUUGAUCCUUGAAGACCGCAAAUUCGCUGACAUGGGGAACACGGUAACUAUGCAAUAUGAAGGAGGAAUAUUCCGCAUAUCAGACUGGGCCGAUAUUGUCACAGCGCAUGUAGUCCCUGGACCUGGAAUCAUAGAUGGCUUGAAGCUGAAGGGUUUGCCAAAGGGAAAAGGGUUACUCUUGGUUGCUGAGAUGAGCGCACCGAGCAACCUUGCUCAUGGAGAUUACACCACGGCAGCCGUGAAGUUUGCCGAGCAACAUUCUGAUUUCGUUAUCGGAUUCUUGUCGGUAAACCCUGCAUCCUGGCCAGCUCCAGCGCCGAGCCCAGCGUUCGUCCACGUUGUCGAUACCGGAGUUGAUGUUGUCGCUGGAGGAGAUUCUCCUGGUCAGCAGUAUGAAACCCCUCAUUUGGUCGUAAACGAGCGAGGCGGCGACGUGAUCGUGGUCGGGCGCGCGAUCAUAGAGGUGAGCGAUCCUGCCGGUGCCGCGAGGGAGUACCGCGCCCGAGGGUGGCAGGCCUACCAGACCAGCUUAUCGUCAAGCUAAGCUCCAUCGAAUCCAUCUCCUCGCGGUGCUAGUAAACCCAUGUAAGAAGUAGGGAUUUCAGGCAGGCGAUGGAUGUAACAAUAAGGAGCGGGGGAUAUAGUACCACGUGCGUACCAAUGAACUUCGUAUCAGAAAAAUCUAAGAAUAAAGCAGAGUGAUCCGAAGUUGCCGAUUAGCACAUA
Messenger RNA from Triticum aestivum (bread wheat), 1743 nucleotides. RefSeq names its product uridine 5'-monophosphate synthase. Gene Ontology annotation, biological process: 'de novo' UMP biosynthetic process; 'de novo' pyrimidine nucleobase biosynthetic process. Gene Ontology annotation, molecular function: orotidine-5'-phosphate decarboxylase activity; orotate phosphoribosyltransferase activity. Bases 122 to 1561 code for a protein of 479 amino acids. The record is from RefSeq and is a predicted model, not a curated record. Lineage: Eukaryota; Viridiplantae; Streptophyta; Magnoliopsida; Poales; Poaceae. The transcript has 6 exons.